Molecule: messenger RNA, 2350 nt
Organism: Phymastichus coffea
Lineage: Eukaryota; Metazoa; Arthropoda; Insecta; Hymenoptera; Eulophidae
Gene: Sf3b2
Product: splicing factor 3B subunit 2
Exons: 3
Coding region: 116-1963 (615 amino acids)
Biological process (GO): mRNA splicing, via spliceosome
Cellular component (GO): nucleus; U2-type spliceosomal complex; U2 snRNP
Source: RefSeq, a predicted model, not a curated record
ACGACGCCGGAGAUAAUUGUAGUAUCAUAUAUGUAAGUACAUACAUCGCGAACAGCACCAUUUUGAAUUGUAAUUUAAAUUUUGAGGUUAUGAAAAAAAGUGUCGUAAACAUAUUAUGAUUGAAGAAUCAAUGAUGUUACCUCCAGGGAUGGAAAAUGUUUAUCAAGAAAAUGAACCUUUACAAAAUCAUAAAGUCACAUCAAAUACUGAUAAAAGGAAUCGUCCAAAGAAAAAGAAGAAGAAAAAUAAGAAGAAGAGAAACGAGAUAACGACAUCUAAAAAAAUUAUUGAUUCUGCUGAAAGAAAAGAUGAUGAACCCGAAGUUGAAUAUAUCCAAGAUAUACCCACAAUCAAUGAUCUCGAGCCAAUGUACCGGCAAUUUGCUAAAAUCUUUGAUGCAUUCAAGUUGGUUGAGAAUGAAAAAAAUAGUACAGAUACUGGUGAGACGAUCAGCGAAUAUCCACCUCCUGAUGCAAUUGUCAAUAAUAAAAUUGGUAAUGGUAUGGAUGAUUAUGACGAUGAUGCACCUCAGCAACGACAUCAUCAGCAUGGUGACAACGAAACUCCACGAUUAUCAAAGAGGAAACUGAAAAAAUUAACAAGACUUAGCGUAGCAGAACUCAAACAACUAGUGGGACGACCAGAUGUUGUAGAAAUGCAUGAUGUUACUGCAAGAGAUCCAAAGUUACUAGUCCAAUUGAAAGCCUACAGAAAUACAGUACCUGUUCCAAGACACUGGUGUUUCAAGAGAAAAUACUUGCAAGGAAAGAGAGGUAUAGAAAAACCUCCAUUUGAUUUACCUGCUUUCAUUAAACGAACAGGUAUCACUGAGAUGCGAGCUUCUCUACAAGAAAAAGAUGAAUCCAAGACUUUGAAGGCCAAAAUGAGAGAGCGUGCUAGGCCGAAAUUGGGCAAAAUAGAUAUUGACUAUCAAAAACUUCACGAUGCAUUCUUCAAAUGGCAAACCAAGCCAAGAAUGACUAUUCAUGGUGAUCUAUAUUAUGAAGGUAAAGAGUAUGAAACACGACUAAAAGAAAAGAAACCUGGAGAAUUGUCAGAUGAAUUGAGAACUGCCCUUGGUAUGCCUAUUGGACCAAAUUGCCACAAAGUACCCCCUCCAUGGUUGAUUGCUAUGCAGCGUUAUGGACCACCUCCAAGUUAUCCAAAUUUGAAAAUUCCUGGCUUAAAUGCUCCAAUCCCAGAAGGGUGUGCUUUUGGCUAUCAUGCAGGUGGUUGGGGUAAACCUCCGGUAGAUGAAAGUGGACGACCCCUGUAUGGUGAUGUUUUUGGUGUUCAAAGAGCUCCUGGAGGUGAUGCUAUGGAUGAAGAGAUUGACAGAGGCUUAUGGGGUGAACCAGAAUCUGAAUCGUCUGGUGAAGAAGAUGAAGAAGAUGAGGAUGAGGAGAAAGAAGAAGAAGGUAAAGAAGAUGCUACAGGACUGGUCACUCCCGGAGCUGAAGGUUUGAUAACUCCAAGUGGAAUCACAUCUAUUCCUGCUGGUCUUGAAACUCCAGAAACAAUAGAAUUAAGGAAACGCAAGAUAGAAAGUGAAAUGGAAGGAGGAGAAACACCUGCAUUGUAUACUGUCUUGCAAGAAAGACGAACAGAGGGAUUAGGUAGUAGCAUGAUGGGUAGCACACAUGUGUAUGAUAUGACAGGUGCAGGUGGUCAAGCUCCACCAUCUGUGAUAGCUGCACGACGAGGUGCAGUUUCGACAUCUGAAGUCAGGGCAACAGAAAGAGAAGGAGCAGUUGAAUUAGCUCUGGAUCCAAGUGAGUUGGAUUUGGACUCUGAGGCUAUGGCUACAAGAUAUGAAGAGACAAUGCGUAAUCGGCAAGCUUUACGACGUGAAGAUUUAUCAGACAUGUUACAAGAUCACGUUCAAAGACAAAAGAGCAAACGAAAACGUCAACAAAACCAGGAAAGCAAGUCAUCAAAGAAAUACAAAGAAUUCAAAUUUUAAGCCUUUUGAUUCGGGUUUUUGUAAUAUACCUUGUAUAAGCUUACUUCGUUAUGAUAUAGUAUAAUAACUCAAUACAAUAGCUUGUUUACUAUUAAUCAAUGACAAUUAAAGUAAUAAAACAAUUUGAUUGUACAGAAAAUAAAAAACAGGAAGCAUAAAUCUAAUUAGAUUGGUACAAAUUUUAUGUUUGAUUAUUGUUCUAUUACAGACUGUUUCUGAGAUCUACACCCUCACAUUUUUAUCAAAGUUUGACACAUUUAUUAUUUAUGUAAAUUGAAUUAUUUGCCCCGAUAUUCAAGCAAUAAAAUCAAUUAUUUCAAAAGUAAUUAACAAAUUUUCGAUUUUUGUUUUAAUGUAAAUAUUUCGUUCACUAUAAAGAUAUUUAAA